Molecule: messenger RNA, 2405 nt
Organism: Mandrillus leucophaeus (drill)
Lineage: Eukaryota; Metazoa; Chordata; Mammalia; Primates; Cercopithecidae
Gene: SLC16A7
Product: solute carrier family 16 (monocarboxylate transporter), member 7
Exons: 6
Coding region: 436-1872 (478 amino acids)
Biological process (GO): transmembrane transport; monocarboxylic acid transport
Cellular component (GO): membrane
Molecular function (GO): monocarboxylic acid transmembrane transporter activity
Source: RefSeq, a predicted model, not a curated record
CUCAGUCGGUCUCUAGGCACCGGGAGGCGGCUCCCCCCCACCACCCCCCGGGCCGGCCUCCACCGCAGUCUCUCCGGCCCCCACCCCCGGCGCGCGCUCCUCCGCACCCACAAGGGCGUUCAGCAGCAGCCGCGCCUCCCCUUCCCGCCGCCGCCUCCUUUUCCGCUGGCUGUGGCGGGCGAGGACACGUCAGGGGCCAUAAAUAAAUAAAUAAUUCCAUUCACCCGUUGACAGCAAGGCGAACCGGCUGGGGCUUGCGGGGAACAGAGAGCUGCAGCGCCCACCCUGCGCCAGAGACCAGAUAAAGAGUCAAUCUUAAGAUGUGAUGCUUUCAUGUGAAACCUGAAACAAGGUGAUCUGGGGAACCAAAGACUCUAGGACUCUUGGUGCCAACAGAGCUACUCUAUUACUUGAAUUUUCAUUAGAGGAGCAGAAAUGCCACCAAUGCCAAGUACCCCACCUCUGCAUCCACCUCCAGAUGGAGGAUGGGGCUGGGUUGUGGUUGGAGCAGCUUUUAUCUCCAUUGGAUUUUCAUAUGCAUUCCCUAAAGCCGUCACCGUAUUCUUCAAAGAAAUUCAGCAAAUAUUCCACACUACCUACAGUGAAAUAGCAUGGAUAUCAUCCAUUAUGCUGGCUGUUAUGUACGCAGGAGGUCCUAUAAGUAGUGUUUUGGUGAAUAAAUACGGCAGCCGGCCGGUGGUGAUAGCAGGAGGCUUAUUAUGCUGUCUUGGAAUGGUGUUGGCCUCCUUCAGUAGCAGCGUGAUCGAGCUGUACCUCACUGUGGGAUUCAUUACAGGUUUAGGUUUAGCCUUCAACCUGCAACCCGCCUUAACAAUAAUUGGCAAAUACUUCUAUAGGAAGCGACCCAUGGCAAAUGGAUUGGCCAUGGCAGGAAGUCCUGUUUUCUUAAGUUCAUUGGCUCCUUUCAAUCAGUACCUUUUUAAUACUUUUGGCUGGAAAGGAAGUUUCCUGAUUUUGGGAAGUCUACUUUUGAAUGCCUGUGUGGCUGGGUCCCUCAUGAGACCCCUUGGACCCAGUCAAACCACUUCUAAGUCUAAAAAUAAGACUGUCACAACAGAAGACGAUUCAGGCCAGAAGAAAAUCAAACCGAAGAAAUCAACUUGGGGAAAAGUUAAUAAGUAUUUAGAUUUCUCCCUUUUUAAGCAUAGAGGAUUUCUGAUAUAUCUGUCUGGAAAUGUCAUUAUGUUCCUAGGUUUUUUUGCCCCCAUUAUAUUCUUGGCUCCAUAUGCUAAAGACCAGGGAAUUGAUGAGUACUCGGCAGCUUUUCUGCUAUCUAUUAUGGCUUUCGUUGAUAUGUUUGCUAGGCCUUCUGUAGGAUUAAUUGCAAACUCCAAACAUAUUCGACCUCGAAUUCAGUACUUCUUCAGUUUUGCAAUCAUGUUCAAUGGAGUGUGUCAUCUCUUGUGCCCGCUGGCACAGGACUACACAAGCCUGGUAUUAUAUGCUAUAUUUUUUGGCCUUGGAUUUGGGAGUGUUAGCAGUGUUCUCUUUGAAACUCUCAUGGACCUCGUGGGUGCACCAAGAUUUUCCAGUGCCGUCGGACUUGUCACAGUUGUGGAGUGUGGCCCAGUUCUUCUUGGCCCUCCUCUUGCUGGUAAAUUGGUGGAUAUAACUGGAGAUUAUAAAUACAUGUACAUGGCCUGUGGGGCUAUUGUGGUAGCAGCAAGCGUGUGGCUGCUCAUUGGCAAUGCUAUCAACUAUAGAUUGCUUGCAAAGGAAAGGAAGGAGCAAAGUGCAAGAAAGACGACCAGAGAAUCGGAACGCUUGAGCAAAUCUAAACAUUCGGAAGAUGUUAAUGUCAAAGUUUCAGAUCCACCGAGUGUAACCUCAGAAAGAGAAACUAAUAUUUAACAAGAAUCACAUCUCUGAUUUCAGUGUUUAUUGCUUUCCCUAGCAGUUUGUUUUUCAUUUUGUUUUCUUAAAGUAUUGGAAAAGUUUUUAGCUGAAAUGAGGAGUCACAAUUAAGGAUGGAGAUGAUAUUUUCCUCAAUGGCAAAUUUUAAAUUAGUUUUAAAACUUAUUUGGGUAAAUUUUGAGAUUAUGCAUAGAAAGAAUCCAUGCUACAGGUUUAUUUCCAUACCUGACUCUGGAUGUGGUGGUGAAAAUACUAAUUUUAAAGUCUCCCAGUGACUUUCGGUCUUGGUUAUGUGGAAAGUUCUGAAUUUCAAACCCCUAGUUUAAGUAGGUAGAAGGAGGAUGCCUAAUCCUACAAAGUGAUCCUUAAUACAUUUCAUUUUUUUUGCUUGAUAUUAAUGUAUGAGAUAGAGAUGAGAGACAAUUAUCUCCUCUUACACACAAACACACAUACUCCCACAUGCUUACCCACAUGUGCACAGAGUGUCUGGAGAAUAAAAAACAAAUUAAAAAGAAGUGAUAAUUUAUUUU